GGCAGAGAGAAAGAGUGGCUGCAAACUUGGUACUGAACAACAGCAAGAAGAAAAAACAAUAAGACAAUUGUCACUUCUUUGACAUAUAUAUAUAAAUAUAUACUCAUCUCUGCAGAACCUUGCUUGUAAAUUGAGUGAGGAGGGAAAAGAAAAUAACUCUUUUUGAAAAGAAAGUUAACACCAUGGAAAGUUUGCAGCGGAGAGGGGAGAAUGAGUUUUCCUGCUUCUGUGUAUCUGUGGCCAGGCUGCUGCUGCUCUUGGCUCUGACAGUGACAGGUAGCACAUCGGGGCAGGAGAGUUUGGACAGUGUGGAUCUUUAUUAUGGGUUCAGGUCGGGGCUGUCCGAAGACUCGAUACUUCUCGCCAAUAAUGGCAUCCGUGUGCCCUUCGGCCGCUCGGUGGACCUCGACCCCAUCCACGACCUGGUCAUCCAGGUCCACCCGGACGACAAGUGCACGGUCACCGUCCUGGGCAACGACCCCCUGUCCCAGAGGCCGGGCCAGCUGACGCCCAAGAAGUUCCCCUGCGACUUCGGACGGGACGAGGUGAAGUACUCGCACUUCGGCUCCCGGAGCCCGUCCCGGGACCGGGUGAAGCUGCAGCUGAGGUACGACACCCAGACCGACACGGUUAUCAUCCCCUUCAUGCUGGAGGUCGAGGUGGUCUUCACCCAGCUGGAAAUCAUCACCCGCAACAUGCCGCUCAGCGUCGACAAGCUGCUGGGCACCAGCAACGCCAUCGACCGCAAGCUCCUGGAGUUCAACUACAACCCGAGCUGGGAGGUCUGUCGGAUCGGCACCUUGAGUGGCGCCGGUGGCCUCCCCCGCUACGGGCGGCUGCUGAACGAGCAGAGGGCCGGCCAGAUGGUGGACUGCGAGGAGUUUGUCAACUCCGACAUCCGCUACCGCCACACGGCCGCCAGCCGGUCGCCCAACCGGGACUACAUCCCCAUGGUGGCCGAGCUCCUGGACCGCCAGGGGAACGUGCUGAAGCAGGAGUACUUCCAGAUCCUGGUCCGCAUCCGGGAGGGGGCCGAGAACACGCCGCCCAAGCCCAGCUUCGUGGCCAUGAUGAUGAUGGAGGUGGACCAGUUCGUGCUGACCGCCAUCACUCCGGACAUGCUGGCGGCCGAGGACACCGAGUCGGAGGCGGACGAGCUCAUCUUCAACAUCACCUCGCCCCGAGGCGGCGGCCAGGUGGAGGUGGUGAGCACCGACGACCAGAGCCUGCCCGUCACCUCCUUCUACCAGCGGGACCUGAAGGACCUGAAAAUCGCCUACAAGCCGCCGGCCACCGACUCGGACGUGGAGAGAAUCUUCCAGAUUGAGUUCGAGGUGGUGGACACCGAGGGCGCCGUGUCCGACCCCUUCGCCUUCAUGAUCGUGGUGAAGCCCAUGAACACGCUGGCGCCGGUGGUGACCCGCAACACCGGGCAGCUGCUGUACGAGGGGCAGUCGCGGGCCCUGUCCAGCCGCCACAACCUGCAGCUCAGCGACGAGGACAACCUGCAGGAGGUGAGGGUCGCCGUCCUGGACGGCCUGAGGCAUGGCGAGCUGACGGUGCUGGGCUCCCGCAGCAAGUUCUUCACCGCCGCCGACCUGGACGCCGGCAUCGUGGUUUACCAGCACGACGGCAGCGACACUUACAGCGACAACAUCAUCUUCCGCAUGACGGACGGCCGGCACGACGUGGAGUUCCUCUUCCCCAUCACCAUCGUGCCCACCGACGACGAGCCGCCCAUCGUCAACGCCAACACCGGCCUGGUGCUCUCCAAGAACCAGCUGGCCCCCAUUUCCCCCGCGGUGCUCAGCGCCACCGACAUCGACUCGGAAGAUUCCACCAUCGCGUUCACGGUGGAAGCCCCUCUGUCCGAAAUCGGGCAGCUUGUCCUCCGGCAGCUGGAACCUCCCGCCGACUCCUACUCCUGGCAGUUCAUCGAAAAAGACGGGGCUUUCGAGAAGGUGGUGCUGGAGUGGUCCCAGCAGGAUAUCAUAGACAGCAAACUCUUCUAUCGACAUGUGGGGCCUCACAGCACCACCACCGUCAUGGACCAGUUCCUAUUCCGCGUGCAGGAUGACAACGACCCUCCGAAUCAGUCGGGCCAGCAUACCUUCAUCAUCAAAAUCCAACCGGUGGAUGACAUUCCCCCUGAGCUAUAUCCAGGAAGCACCUUACAGAUGAUUGUUGAAGAGUACCGCUUGACCCACUUUCGGAGGAAGUAUCUUCGUUAUACUGAUCUAGAUUCGGAUGACAGAGAUUUGAAGUAUACCAUUACGAAGCCCCCCACCGACACUGAUGAAAACAAUCCCGUGCAAAUGGGCAAUAUAGUGUUAACUGAAAGCCCCAACACCCUGGUGAUGGAGUUCACCCAAGCUCAGGUCAACCACCAUAAAAUUGCCUACCGACCUCCAGAUGUGGAACUUGGAAUUAUUCCUCACGUUGUUCAGUUUGAGUUUACAGUAGAAGACACGGCUGGGAACAGUGUGGAUGGAACAUGUACAAUCUUUCUGCAGCCUGUUGACAACAAACCACCUCAAAUAACCAACACUGGAUUUAUAAUGUUUGAGAGGGAUACAUAUAUAAUUACAAGUGCUGAAUUGGAUGCCACAGAUCCAGACACUGAUGGACCCCAGAUAACAUUUACGCUCUCUCAGCCUCCAAAGCAUGGCCAGUUGCAGUAUGCAGGUGUUGUUAUAACUGAAGGAGAAACAUUUAAUUUAAAUGACAUAAGCAAUGGGAAAAUCGCAUACGUGCACAACGGCGAUGAGUCUACUGAUGACUCUUUGAAAAUUGAUGUAAGUGAUGGAGUUCAUACGGUUACAAUCACUGUUAAAGUAACAGUACGUCCAGUUGAUGAUGAAGUGCCAACUAUUAUGCUGCCAGUUGGAACUAUUGGAUCAUACUUAGAUGUGCUGGAAAAUGGAGCUACCGAAAUAACAACCAAUGUCAUCCAAGGAACCGAUGAAGACACGGAUGAUCUUAGAUUGACUUUCAUUGUUGAGGACCAACCAAAACUGGGAGAGAUCUUAGUUAAUGGAAUUCCCUCUGAAAGGUUUACACAACAAGACAUUAUCAAUGGGGUUGUGAUUUACACUCACACAAAUGGUGAGAUAGGAUUGCAAAAAGAGGAAGAUUCUUUUAAUUUGACUCUCACUGACAUGUCUGAUGAGUGGAACAUUGGAGGAAAUAAAGUGCAAGGUGUUCGUGUGCAGGUGACCAUCCUUCCUGUUGACAGUCAGGCUCCAGAAGUUAUUGUAGGAAAGCAGUUUACUGUCGUUGAAGGUGAUAAAAAUACAAUAUCAUUAAACAAUUUGAAAGCUGAAGAUUUUGAUACCCCCGAUGAUGAUAUUCUCUGUACUAUUAUUGUCCAACCAACUUCUGGCUAUGUAGAGAACAUUUCGCCAGCUCCUGGGUCUGAGACAUCUCGUGCAGGAACUGCUAUCACUGCUUUCACUUUUAAAGAUAUACGUCUUGGACACAUUAAUUAUGUCCAGAGCAUUCACAAAACUGUGGAACCAGUGGAAGAUAGGUUUACAUUCCGCUGCUCUGAUGGAAUUAACUUCUCACAGAGGCACUUUUUUCCUAUUGUGAUAAUCCCUGCAAAUGAUGAAAAGCCAGAGAUUUACAUGAGGGAAUUUGUAGUAAUGGAAGGUAUGAGUCUCGUUAUUGACACUCCUAUUCUCAAUGCUGCAGAUGCCGACAUCCCUCUCAAUGGCUUAACUUUCUCCAUCAUUAAGCCACCAAAGCAUGGUCAGAUAGUAAAUCAGCUUACGACAGGCACUGUCCUUGUCAACAGCUUUACUUUAGAUCAGAUCAGAGAAGGCUCCAGCAUUGUUUAUGAGCAUGAUGACUCGGAAACCAAGGAAGACAGUUUUGACAUUCGACUUACCGAUGGGAAGUACAGUGUUGAAAAAACAGUAAUUAUAAUGGUCAUUCCACUUGAUGAUGAGACCCCAAGAAUGACCAUAAAUGAUGGACUUGAAAUUGAGAUUGGAGAAACAAAAAUAAUAAAUGAUAAAAUUCUUAAAGCUACAGACCUCGAUUCUGAUGACAAAUCACUUGUGUACAUCAUACGUUACGGACCAAGUCAAGGGCUCUUGCAGCAUCUUCUUCCUUCAGGCAACUUUGAAAACAUUACAGUAGGAAUGAAUUUCACCCAGGAUGAUAUUGACAAGAACUUGAUUCAGUAUACACAUACUGGCCAGGAAGGCAUCCGCGAUCUCAUCAAGUUUGAUGUAACAGACAGCAUUAAUCCACUCAUCGAUCGUUACUUUUAUGUUUCUAUUGGCGGUAUUGAUAUGAUCUUCCCUGAUGUGGUCAGUAAAGGAGUCUCUCUAAAGGAAGGUGGAAAAGUAACUCUUACAACAGAUUUACUUAGCACCACUGACCUGAAUAGCCCAGAUGAAAAUCUGCUUUUCAGUAUUACCCGAGCACCUGUUCGUGGUCACCUGGAAUGCACAGACGAGCCAGGAGUACCUAUCACGACAUUCUCACAGCUUCAGUUAGCUGGUAACAAAGUUUACUACAUUCACACAUCUGAUGAUGAGGUGAAAAUGGACAGUUUUGAAUUUGAAGUCACAGAUGGCUACAACCCUGUGUUUCGCACUUUCAGGAUCUCCAUCAGUGACGUUGACAACAAAAAACCUGUUCUUACUUUCCAUGACUUGGUGGUGAAUGAAGGAGAAAUAAAACUAAUUACCCCAUUUGAACUGACUGUUGAAGACAGAGACACCCCAGAUCGCUUGCUGCGAUUUACUGUGACACAAGUUCCAGUUCAUGGACAGCUGCUAUUCAACCGCACUACAUCUGUCACAUCUUUUACAAAGCAGGACUUGAAUGAGAACCUCAUCAGUUACAAGCACGAUGGGACAGAAUUUUCUGAGGAUAGCUUUUCUUUCACAGUGACUGAUGGCACACACACAGACUUCUAUGUUUUCCCGGACACCAUCUUUGAAACUCGAAAAUCACAGAUGAUGAAAAUACGGACAAUGCCGGUGGACAAUGGAGUGCCUCAGAUUAUUGUGAAUAAAGGCGCCCCCACUCUUCGUGGGCUCACCACAGGGCACCUUGGGUUUAUGAUUACAAGCAAAGCAUUAAAAGCUGAAGAUCGUGACAGCGUGCACAGUGUUCUAAGAUUCAAGAUCCUGGAAGGUCCUGAACAUGGAUACCUGAUCCACAUGGGCAAAGGAAAUGAAAGUGUUACUGGAUUCACUCAGGGGGAAGUUGAUGACAUGAAGAUCUGCUAUGUGUUGAAAGAAGGGGACAAUGCGACAAGUGACGUAUUCCACUUCUCUGUUGAAGAUAGUGGUGGUAAUAAGUUGAAGAAUCAACUAUUCCGUUUGAACUGGGCUUGGAUCUCUCUGGAAAAGGAGUACUACCUAAUAGAUGAGAAUUCUAAAUUCCUGGAGGUUUCAUUGAAGCGCAGAGGAUAUCUGGGAGAAACCUCAUUUGUUAGCAUAGGUACAAAGGAUGGCACAGCUGAGAAGGAUAAGGAUUUCAGGGGAAAAUCCCAAAAACAGGUGCAGUUCAAUCCAGGUCAAACCACAGCGACUUGGAGAGUACGGAUUUUGACAGAUAACGAAUACGAACAGUCUGAAACAUUCCAGAUUUUACUCUCUGAGCCCGUCAUGGCUGUUCUUGAAUUCCCAGAGAUUGCAACUGUGGAGAUUGUCGACCCCGGCGAUGAAUCGACAGUCUUUAUCCCCAAGACUUCCUAUGCCAUUGACGAAGAUGUUGGUGAGCUGUUAAUUCCAGUGAAGAGGACAGGGGACGUGAGUCAGGAGCUGAUGGUUAUCUGUUCCACACAUCAAGGCACUGCAACUGGCACUAUUCCAUCCAGUGUGCUGUCCUACUCCGACUACAUCACUCGAUUAGAGGAUCACAACAGUGUCAUCCGUUUUUAUAAGGAUGAAACUGAAAAGCUGUGCCAUGUUGUCAUCAUUGAUGAUUCCUUGUAUGAAAAUGAGGAGACGUUUAACGUCACACUGAGCAUGCCCAUGGGGGGCAGGAUAGGAAAACAUCCAUCUACUCAGAUUAUCAUCCUACAAGAUGCAAAUGAUGAACCAGUUUUUUACUUUGGAGACACUGAGUACCAGGUGGAUGAAAGUGAAGGCUACGUGGAAGUCCAGGUCUGGCGAACUGGAACAGACUUGUCCAAGACUGCAACUGUGACAGUUCGUUCUCGCAAAACAGAACCAGCAUCAGCUGAAGCUGGCGUCGAUUAUGUGGGCAUAAGCCGCAAUCUGGAUUUUGCCCCUGGAGUGAACAUGCAGACUUUCCGUGUUACUAUCCUUGACGAUUUAGGUCAACCAGUGCUGGAAGGGCCAGAGAGGUUUGAGCUUGUCUUGCGCAUGCCAAUGAAUGCCGUCCUUGGAGAACCAAGCAAAGCCACUGUGCUCAUUAACGACUCAGUCUCAGAUUUGCCAAAGGUACAGUUCAAAGAUGCAACAUAUAUGGGGAAAGAGAACGACGGUCAGGUCACAGCCAUUGUUUACCGCAGUGGUGACAUCAGCUAUAAGUCCACAGUACGGUGCUAUACUCGUCAGGCAUCUGCUCAGGUCAUGAUGGAUUUUGCUGAACGUCCAAACACAGAUGAUUCCAUCAUUACGUUUCUUCCAGGUGAAAUUGAGAAACCCUGCACUGUGACUUUAAAUGACGAUACCAUACACGAGGAAGACGAAGAUCUAAGAUUGGUGCUUGGAACUCCAAAGAGCGAGUCCCCAUUUGGCGCUUCAAUUGGUGAAAAGAAUGAAACAGUGAUAAAAAUCAUGGAUGGCGCAGACAAGGCUAUUAUUAAAUUUGGGGAGACCAAAUUCAGCAUCAGUGAACCUAAAGAACCCGGGCAGAUUGCAGUUGUAAAAAUUCCAGUACUUCGCCUUGGAGACACUUCAAAAGUUUCUAUUGUACGAGUCCACACAAAAGAUGGUUCGGCAAUCUCAGGAGAAGACUACCAUCCCUUGUCAGAAGAAAUUGAAUUUAAGGAAAGCGAAACUCAGCACUUUGUGGAAGUUGAGGUGCUGUACGAUGGAGUGAGAGAAAUGCGAGAGGCCUUCACCGUCCACCUGAAACCUGAUGAAAAUAUGGUGGCAGAAACUCAGAUAAGCAAAGCAAUUGUAUACAUUGAGGAGAUGAACAGCAUGGCUGAUGUCACAUUCCCAUCAGUCCCACAAGUUGUCUCGCUGCUUAUAUAUGACGAUACAUCCAGAGCAAAAGAAAACCCUAAUCCCCCAGCAGGCUAUCCUGUUGUCUGUGUUACAGCAUGCAAUCCGAAAUAUUCUGAUUAUGACAAGACAGGCUCAAUAUGCACCAGUGAGAGCAUCAAUGAUACCCUUACUCACUACCGCUGGCUGGUGAGUGCCCCGACCGGCCCUGAUGGAGUGACGAGCCCUAUGAGAGAAGUAGAUUCAAAUACCUUCUUCACCUCAUCCAAGAUGAUUACUCUGGACUCCAUCUACUUCCAGGCUGGUUCUCGGGUGCAGUGUGCUGCCCGAGCAGUGAAUUCCAACGGGGAUGAAGGGCUUGAGCUAACAAGCCCCAUUGUAUCAAUCAACAUUGAGGAAGGCCUUUGCCAGCCCAGGGUACAAGGAGCAGUCGGUGCGGAGCCGUUCUCUGCUAAGCUUCGUUACACGGGAUCCGAAGAUCCAGACCAUCCCAACCUCAUUAAAGUGGCUGUAACAAUGCCUCACAUCGAUGGUAUGCUCCCUGUUAUCUCCACACGCCAGCUGUCUAACUUUGAACUUACUCUUAGCCCUGAUGGUACUCGGGUUGGAAACCACAAGUGCUCUAAUCUGCUGGACUACAAUGAAGUGAAGACUCAUUAUGGCUUUUUGUCAGAUUCCACAAAAAACCCUGAGGUGAUUGGAGAGACUGCUCCAUACCAGUAUAGCUCAUCUUUGCGUGGACCUUCUACACUUCGCUUCUACCGAAACCUCAACCUUGAAGCUUGUCUCUGGGAGUUUGAGAGUUUCUAUGACAUGUCUGAGCUGCUCACAGACUGUGGUGGCACUAUUGGAACCGAUGGCCAGGUUUUGAACCUUGUGCAGUCCUAUGUGACUCUGCGAGUGCCUCUUUACGUCUCCUACGUUUUCCAUUCCCCGGUGGGUGUUGGUGGCUGGCAGCACUUUGACCUGCAGUCGGAGCUUCGCUUGACUUUUGUGUACGACACUGCCAUCUUGUGGAGGGAUGGAAUUGGCAGCCCACCAGAAGCAGAAUUGCAGGGUGCCCUUUACCCAACGAGCAUGCGGAUCAACAGUGAAGGACGCUUGGUUGUGAACUUCCGUACAGACGCACGAUUCCGCGGCCUCUUUGUUAUGUUGCAUCCUGCAUCACCUCUCAGCUCCAUGGUUAUGUCAGCUGAUCACCCAGGAUUGACCUUUACCCUCAGCUUAGUGCGGAGUGAGCCAACAUACAAUCAUCCUGAGCAACAAUGGAGCUUCACUUCAGAUUUUGCUGUCCGUGAUUAUUCAGGAACAUACACUGUGAAGCUGAUUCCUUGCGUCUCUGCUCCGAGCCAGGAGUAUACCAUCCCAAUUGUCUGCAAUCCAAGGGAGCCAAUAACCUUUGACCUUGACAUCCGAUUUCAGCAGGUGAGCGAUCCUGUUGCUGCCGAGUUCAGCCUGAAUACUCAAAUGUUCCUGCUAAGUAAAAAGGGUCUCUGGUUGUCUGACGGCUCCAUGGGAUUCGGAGAAGGCAGCGAUGUCGCUUUUACAGAAGGAUCAGUUGUCUAUGGGCGUGUGAUGGUUGACCCUGUGCAGAACCUUGGAGACUCCUUCCACUGUAAUAUUGAGAAGGUGUUUCUAUGUACAGGAGCUGACGGCUAUGUGCCCAAGUACAACCCAAUAAAUAGUGAAUAUGGCUGCCUGGCUGAUUCAUCAUCACUCUUGUACAGGUUCAAAAUCCUAGAUAAGGCUCAGCCUGAGACACAAGAUCCAUAUUUUGGAAAUGUAGCAUUCAAUGCUAGACUUGCAAUAGAUGAUGCUGAAGCAAUUGCACUUUCCAGACAGCCUGGUUCUGAUGGCUUUCGAAUGGACUCCUCCCCACUCUUCCAGGUUGCUGCUGGCCGAGAGUGGUACAUUCAUACCAUUUACACUGUGCGGUCUAGGGACAGUGCGAGCAGAGGCAUUGGAAAGAGAAGUGUGGAGUAUCAUAUUGUUUCACAUAGCGGAUACCUGAGCACUAUGGGGCAUUCACGCCAGCAACGAUCAGUUAAAGAAGCCCCCAUACUGGCUGAGGACAUCGGCAUUGAGAACAACAGAGGAACCAACAUUCAACAUAUUGCUUUGGACCGCAGUAACAGGAAGCAGGUUGUCGAGGAAGAGAUCUUCCCUGAAGGAGCUAUUGCUAGGUCACCAAAUGACCGAGGUGACAAAGUUGGCAAUAUUCCCAUUAUUGGAGGGAUUGCUACCUUGUUGCUAGCUAUUUGUGUUGUUAUUAUCAUUGUCCUCCUGCUGAAACGCAGAAAGCAAUCAGAAAAAAAGGGAGAGUAUAAGAAAUCAUCCAGCAAUGAGGCCAUGACUGCACAGAAUUAUCACAGCGACAGCUCUGAGGUUUGAUCAACAUCAAAUUCCAUCUCAGCCAACUCCAAAGUGCCUCAGAGGACUUGAACUGUGCCUUAUUACAAAGACCAGAACAUUAUUUAUCCAAUUACUGUUGUCACUUGACUCCAGCUGUACUUGAAUGUUUGGUUUUGGAACCCAUGCAACAUCGCAUUCACUGAAACUUAGUCAUGGGUCUCAAGUAUCAUCUUUUGCACAGAAUUCAACAAGUGACCUAAAAUGCACUGUACAUCGAGAGGCACUGCACAAACUGCAUCACAUGAUGGGGGGAAGAGGGACGGGGGCAGCAGAGGCUUAUGUGAGGGAAAUCCACUACUUUUUUAAAUCACUUUCCCUGAACAGGAUUAAAAGACAACUGUAUCCGAAGGUGCUAAUUAGUCCGCUCAUACUGAGAAGGAGAUUUAUUAACUUAUGUAGAUGAUGUAAAGACUGAAGGUGCAGUAGUUAGAAGACUCAAUAAAUCACUUUUUUAUUGUUUCUCGUAUAUAAAUGAAUUAGUCAGCAUUUUAUAUAAGAAUUUUGCAGCUGGACAUAUGUACUGGAAGACUAACCAGUCAUGAAGUAGCAGUAGCACUCACACCGUGAGUGGAUAUAUUAAGUUUCACACAUUCAAUGUUACAUUUUUAUUGAGAUCCUACUGAUCCUGCUUUCCAAGGAAACUGAAUUCUAAUCUUUGCACCCCGCCCCUCACCCCCCCCCCCCCCCCCCCCCCCCCCCAAGAUAAAUCUUAAAAAAACAAAAAAAACCUAUGAAAUUUUAAUUGUUUGGUCCAUCUGGGAAGAUUGAGGUGCUUUGACUUGCGCACCCUGUGGUCUGUAAGUUAUCCACAUGGUGCUUUCUUGAUUUGUAUUCUUGUUUUGCAAUCCUUGUACAGGUUCAAUUUAUUAAUUUUAUGUCUCAUGUUUUGCUUUGGUCUGCAAGAAAUUGUAUUUACUGCAUGUGUGCCGCUGUCAUUAAGUUUUAUCUUGUGCUGCAUGAGGGGAUGGCAGAUGGUGGGUGUAAAUGUUUAACAGGCUAAUUGUAACUGUCCUUGGUGGCUAAGGAUAUGAAUUCCAUAAUUUUUUUUAAAAAUCACCACAUCUCUUUUUUGUAAUAGCAAGUGAAGUAAACUUGUACUAGACUUUCUCAUAAGGUCUGCUCCUGAUCUACAGGAUAGGUUUAGCCACGACCAGGUAAUCUCUGCACUGAUUUAAUAGCAGGCCUAAUAAUUAGGUCUUAUAUAUUUGUGUGUCACCGCAUCCAGUGUUGUCACUUUGCCUAUUUAGUGCAUUGAUAACAAUAUGUCAUAGGAAGAAAUAUCACAACGAGGCCAAUAUGCUUUGAUAUUUGGUGUUUCCCUAAACUCAUCACUUCAAAUUAGUUCCAUUGCCAGUAAUGGAUCCAUAGCCACCAGUACUUCUGUGUUAUAAAGCUCAAAGUAAUCUCUCCAGAAACAACCUCCAUUCAGAUCUCGAAUUGUACUUUUCUUUACACCUUGGGUGGAUAUAUUAAGUUUCACACAUUCACUGUUGCAUUUUUAUUGAGAUCCUACUGAUCCUGCUGUUUGUAUCUGCAGGGUAGACAUUACAAUUUCAUUGUAGAAUGUGUAGCGACAAAUUUUGCAACAAAAAUGCUUUAAUGUGCUCAACUAAUUGUAACUGUGGACUCCAAGAACUCUUAAGGUGUUUAGUGUGUAAACAACAGAAAACUCUAAAAUAAUUCACUGCUCACUCAAAGACAUUUUUAAUUUCUGCUUUCUUGUACAACAUUAGUUCUUUAAAUAAUCUGUUUUGCAUUUGUCAUUGUAGCUCUUUGUAUAUGCCAACUGCUCAUUUGGAAUGGGAAAACUAUGCCCUCUGCAAAAUUAGCUUUUAUCCAACAUAUUGCAUCUGUGUCAAUGGAUGAUUUAUCCAUGGAUGUUGAUGUCAAUGGAUGAUUGGUUAUUCUUAUUGUUUCUGCUGCAAUCCUCACAUCUCUGACCUGUCACGUUUAGAACCAUGUUUGUAAAUCUAAUUGUUCCACUGUGGGAUAAUAGUAUUUAAAACAAGGUUAUUGAAUAUUCGUUUCCUGGGAAGUUAUCAAUAUUAUUCUUAUUGGCUGCUUAUUGCAAGAAUUUGUAACAGGCCAGCAAGAAUAAUGUUUGCAAAAAUCAUUUCUAGAAUUAAUGUAAAAGCUGCAGCUAAAAAAACCAUAUCAUUUAACCCUUCAUUUUUUUUUCUCUUUUUUAGUAAUGUGUUCAUAUUGCAUUCAAAUAAAAUAUUCUUUCUCCCACUGUUAA
This is a messenger RNA of Carcharodon carcharias (great white shark), 11811 nucleotides long. RefSeq names its product FRAS1-related extracellular matrix protein 2-like. Gene Ontology annotation, molecular function: calcium ion binding. The record is from RefSeq and is a predicted model, not a curated record. The coding region runs from base 183 to 9551 and encodes 3122 amino acids. Gene Ontology annotation, biological process: cell communication; homophilic cell-cell adhesion. Lineage: Eukaryota; Metazoa; Chordata; Chondrichthyes; Lamniformes; Lamnidae. The transcript has 24 exons. Gene Ontology annotation, cellular component: membrane.